UACAAAAAAGCAGUUUGAACUAACUGAAUAUGGCAUUAUAUGAACUCAUCCAUGCACAUGAGCUAUCUAAUUUUUGCUGUUGUUUGCAGACUUCGUGCGCCUCACAUAUCUGGUAAUCCACCCAAUUUUCCAGAUCCAGUGCCCAGAAUUGCUGCAAUGAUUAAUCAAUUGUCUGCUUCUAGCUCAAGCACUCCUACUGCAACGCUUUCUCCACAACAGAAAGAUGUGAUCAAUUUUCUGAUCACACGUACCAGACCGCUUAAUCGAACAUCUGCUUUUAGCUUAGGAACUCAUACUUCAGAUUUUGCUCCACGGGGGACGGAUUCUAAUCUUGAACUGGCAUUUGUAAACCUAUCUCUGGGCCAACCGGGAUCCCAGCAAAUGGCUCCACAGAGGCUGAUGCAGAACAGAGAAGGUUAGAUUUUUCUGAACGCUUGUCAUUUCCAGCUUGGAAGGUAGAUAUGCAUGAACCUCUGUGUCAUAUUUCAGUGCUGCCCGCAAUAGAUAUCAAAGGAAAGGGGCCUGGAUUAGGAGUAGGCCAGCAAGAACUGCGGGUCCAUGUCACUUGUUUGAUGGCAGAUGACGGCACUAGAGGUGCUGCAGGGUUGCUGAUCAAGAAGGAAACGAGGCAAUUCAUCUGCGCGUUAUGUUUUCCGAUGCAGAGCACGGAGGAGACAGUUCUUUUUGCAGCUGCUUGUUGUGAAGGGAUCAAAGUUGCUCUGGCCUAUCAACCUACUAGCAUUGUGCUGGAGUCCCAUCUAUUCCAUCUGGUUGACCUCCCACUUGGCGGCGCUCAUGCUCCCUGCCGAGAUAUGGAAGAGCUGGCGGCCAUACUGGACCUCUCACGUUGCAGAGUGCGGCAUAUCACGGAAGAAUCCAACGAUGCUGCUCGUCGACUGGUCAUGCGUUGUUUGCUGACAAGGGUGGCCGAGAUAUUCUUCGAUGCUCCCUAUUGGCUUCUCCCUACUUAGCUGGUUGCCAAGAUCAGCCAUGUUAGUUACUCUGGCAUAGAGAAUGAUUCACGGACUACUCUAUAGGAAGAUAGAAAGAGACGGUAAAUGCUGUAGAUGGCAACUGCAGGCUUGAUAGAGUUUAGAUGCAGAGGUUUGCGAGCAUUCAGCAAGUGUAGAUACAGCUGAAUAGCAUUCUUUCAGUGCCCAUGUGGGGAAAAACACCGGUAGCUGUGCCCGCAAUGGUACACUUUUGUUAUGAAUUGCAUGGCUACUAUCUUGUCGACGAACUGUGCAACUGCUAGUUUUGAGUGCUGUGAUGUAAACUUUUGUCAGACACUGAUUCUUGUAUGAAAUAGAAAGGAUUUCAGUUUCGGUUCUUAA
This is a messenger RNA of Hordeum vulgare subsp. vulgare (domesticated barley), 1334 nucleotides long. RefSeq lists its product as uncharacterized. The coding region runs from base 40 to 420 and encodes 126 amino acids. The record is from RefSeq and is a predicted model, not a curated record. The transcript has 4 exons. Lineage: Eukaryota; Viridiplantae; Streptophyta; Magnoliopsida; Poales; Poaceae.